Messenger RNA from Drosophila guanche, 960 nucleotides. It is a transcript of the gene vito, whose product is annotated as nucleolar protein 12. The record is from RefSeq and is a predicted model, not a curated record. Gene Ontology annotation, molecular function: RNA binding. The transcript is spliced from 2 exons. The coding region runs from base 63 to 851 and encodes 262 amino acids. Gene Ontology annotation, cellular component: nucleolus. Lineage: Eukaryota; Metazoa; Arthropoda; Insecta; Diptera; Drosophilidae.
AUGCAGCACUGGAGUUCGCACAUGUUGCAGCCAGCGAGGUAAACAAAUACAAAUUAUUGAAAAUGGCCAGAAAAAAGACCCCCAAGAAAAAAGUUGAAGUUGUUUUUGAUGCAGAGAAACGCAAAGAGUUCUUGACUGGCUUCCGAAAACGGAAGAACGAGCGCCGCACACGCGCCAAGGCAGAGCUGGCGAAGAACCUCAAAGACGAGCGGAUACGUAUCAGGCAAGAGGUUAAGGAGGGUUUCAAGCAUCUGAAGAAGUCCUACGAGCCGCUGAAAGAACUCACUGAGGAGGACAAGGCCGAGGAAAAAAAGCAAGAGACAUACGAAGAUGACGAAGUUCAGGUUAAAAUUGUAGAGCUGACCACCAAUGACCUGGCGGCUCAACGAAACAUGCUCGGUGCCAACACGGGCGAGGAGAGCGAAGAGGAAGAAAACCAGUCGGAGAGUGAGGAGGAGGAUCCAAAUCAGCCCGAUCGGAUACCUGGAAUGGACUACGACCCAAAUGCGCGCAAAAAACGAAAUGCACCUGCUGCAGCGGCAUCGGAACCAAAGGCCAAGAAACCCGCCCAACCGGAGGACCCCGACAUAAGGAGCAAAAAAGAUCUCGACAAGCUGAUGAAGACCAAGACACUGAAGAAGAUGCACAAGAGCAAAGUGUUCAAGCAGAAGGAGCGCCUGGAUAAGCAGGUGAACAUGAAGAAGGCCAAGCGGGAUCGCAACAGCACCAUCAAGAGUGUGCCCAAGCAUCAGCGCAAGAAGCUCAAGUACGGUGCGGGCAAACCGACAGUCUACAGCAAGGGCCGCAAAUUAAACAAAAAGGAUAUCCGACGUCAGCGUGGUGGUGACUAAGCCCUAGUAGUUGUGUUCUCUAAAACCUGACGAUUGAUAUUAGUUUUGUUUUGCGGUUUAUUUACUAUUACACACUAGUUGAUCAAAUAAACUGUUUUAAUUCCUACAA